Molecule: messenger RNA, 2452 nt
Organism: Microplitis demolitor
Lineage: Eukaryota; Metazoa; Arthropoda; Insecta; Hymenoptera; Braconidae
Gene: Ifrd1
Product: interferon-related developmental regulator 2
Exons: 5
Coding region: 324-1643 (439 amino acids)
Source: RefSeq, a predicted model, not a curated record
AGAAACCUUCGGGCAGCAUCGGCUCUAGUCGACAAAGUCCGUGUUUUUUUUUCUUUUCUCCGUGCGAAAGCCAGGGAGCAGAGCCAGAAGGCUAUUACGACAGUUGCACAUACAACUUUUACGAGAAAGCCCUCGCCAGGCUGUCUCGAAGUGUAUGCGUCUUAAAUAAUCACAUCAUGCUAAUGAGUUUAAACAGUGUUUUUAUUGAAAAAUUGUGCUGUGGAUUUAAUAUACGACCGACAAUUUAUAGUACGAGACAUUUACCUUCUUGAUCGUUUGUUUAGAUAUUAUAUUUUAUUGUGCAAUAAGGUGAGGUAAGAAGCAUGCCAGCCAAAGGGGGAAAAAGGGGAAAAUCGGGCCAUCGUAAUCACGGUAAACGUGCCGAAGUGGUGUCGGAUGAUGAUUCAAGCAAUGAUGCUGCCAGCAUUAUCAGCGGGCAAUCGGACAACCGAAGUGUCUUAGCAGAGGACGUAGCAAAUGACAACAAUGAAGUGGAGGAACUGAGCCAGCAGGAGGUUUUUGAAGAGAAACUGAAAGAGGCUAUCGAUGGACUGUCUCAGAAGAGUGCCAAGGGCAGGACAGCAUGUUUUGUUGGUAUUGAGAGGAUCUUUGCCCUUAAGUACGUUCCGGACUUUGUCGAGGACAGGAAGAUGACCAUUACCGAUUCUGUAGAACGUGGUCUGAAAAAGGGCCGCAACGAGGAACGUUGCACUGCCGCGAGACUGAGUACUCUUCUGUGUGUCCAACUUGGUGGAUUUGAAAGUGCUGAGGUUGUUUGCCAGGAUCUUAAAGCCACUCUUACGUUCAUUGCCAAUGAUAACUCUGCAUCCACUCACGCUAGAGCUGAGUGUUGCUGGGCGUUGAGUAUGAAUCACUUUUUAUCAGGAAAUGAUGCCGCCGAUACCAUCAGUAAUGUGCACUUAUUGUCAAAUAUAUUUGCUGGUUCAUAUCUUAAAGGCAAUGGUGCCGCAGCUUUGGUAUCCCCAGAAAUAGGAGCUUUACACGCGGCUGCAUUAUCUGCUUGGACUCUUCUAUUAACAAUCAUGGCACCUUCUGAUAUUUAUAAAUUACUUGCUAGUAGUAAAACCAACAAUUUCAUGCCUUCAUUGGAACGUUUACGUCAAUUAUUGGAGUCGCCACAUCUAGAAGUGCGCAUGUCCGCCGGUGAAGCCCUUGCAGUGAUUUUCGAACUCGGUCGAGAACAUUCUGAUGACUACGAGCAAGACUGGGCACUCGAUCUCAUUGAAAAUCUAAAGGAACUGGCGACUGAUUCAAACAAAUUCCGCGCUAAGAAGGACCGCAAGCAACAGCGCGCCAGUUUCCGGGACAUACUUCGUUAUAUUGAGGAGGAUGUCGUACCGGAAAUGCAAAUAAGAUUCGGAAAAGAAACCCUGUAUCUUGUGGGAUGGUGUCCGCGUAUUCAAUACAACGCAUGCUGUCGCUUGCUAGGCCCAGGUAUCAACAUUCAUCUCGCGGAAAAUAUAUUACUGCGCGAAAUAUUUCAUCUCGGCGAAGCGAUUCCUGCAACGGCGACCCAAAAGACAAGUAAACUACAAAAAACUCUAAUGAAUGCCGCCGCAUUCAAGGCACGAACUAUUCUACGAAACAAAACCCGUGAUAAGCGUUCGGUUUUAGCACAGUAACUAAAUUAUUAAUAUUCACAAUAAGAAUAAUGAUAAAGUACUCAUGCUUCUUCCUCAUUUGAAUAAAUUUUUUUCAUUUCUUUUACGUAAUUAUAAAAAUUCACGUAAAUAUUUUUUUUUUUCUUAGUGAAAACAUUUAUUACACUUGUUUAGAUAAAUUUUUUCUCGUACUGCGACGAUUAAAUAUUUGUUGUAUUUUAUCUGUUGCUAAUUUAUACAUAUAUAUAUAUAUAUAUAAUGUCAUACACAUAAUUAUUUUUGUUUGUUUUCUUCUUUCAAAUUAAUCGAAUAAUUGAAUGUCAUUGUAAUAACUUUUUAAUUGAUCUAGGAUAUUGUAAAAUUAUUAGUAAACAAUCGUAUACUUUAAUUGAACUAUAAAUUUUUUAAAAAGUAUUUACAUAUACAACACAUUUGAUUAGAUAAUAAAUAUUAAUGAUGUGUAUGGGUGUUAGCUAAUUACAUAAUAACUGAAUUUAUAAAUAACGCUCGAUUGAUGUUUCCAGAAGCUAUUACUGAAUUGACAUUAACAUAUUUAUUUUAAUUAUUGAGUUUUAAUUGUAAUUACAAUAAUAAAAUCAAAUAAAUAUAUAAAUAUCAAUGUGGAAAAUAUUUUUCCCUGGUAAAAUUGAGAAAAUUGGUACUUAUGCAACCGUUUAUCUAUUUUAUAUCGAUUAGUAUGACAAGUCAUACGUAUAAGAGGUCUAUAUAUUAUUAUUGUUAUUAAAUUGAAAAUGACUUUUAAAUCUGGUAAGAGGUAAAAGUAUGUAAAGUAACCUUGAAUCAUUAAUUAUACAUGCAAAUUAACAGUU